CUGAUUCAUCACACCUGAAGCAAAUCCAUUUCUUUAACCUAAACCUGAAGCGAAUCUAACAGAAAAAUAAAUACUCUCCUUGAACCAGCACGAGAACACCCGCCAAAAACACCACACUAAGGAUGUAUAUAAAAAGGAACCAAACAAGAAAAAACACGCUGAGGUUGGGGAAGUGUCCCAAGAAAAUGUCGACAACUGUUCUUCAUCAUGGUAUCAAUUCUUAGCAUGAAACAGUACCAAACUAAACAAGCUACGUAACAGGACGAAGGUGAAGGAUUGUGAAAGCAAUUAUCCUCCAGGUUUGAAUGAGGAGGCACUGUGACGCUUCACCAACAUGGACGUUCGGAGUAUGGGCAAUCGUUACUUGGCCCAACUCACCCACACCUCCCUCGCACGUGCCGUCCAUGCUCACAUCCUCACCUCAGGUUUCAAGCCGUUCCCUCUCAUCAUCAACCGUCUCAUCGAUCGUUACUGCAAAUCCUCCAACAUCACUUAUGCCCGCCACCUGUUCGACAGAAUUCCCAAACCUGAUAUCGUCGCAACUACCACCCUGCUUUCCGCCUACUCUGCUGCUGGCAACAUCAAACUCGCCCACCAACUCUUCAACGCCACCCCCUUGACCAUUCGUGAUACCGUCAGUUACAACGCCAUGAUCACUGCCUUUUCCCACAGUCACGAUGGUCACGCCGCUCUCCAACUCUUCAUACAAAUGAAAAGGCUCGGUUUUGUUCCCGACCCGUUUUCCUUCUCAAGCGUUCUUGGCGCCCUGUCUCUGAUAGCUGAUGAAGAGAGGCAUUGUCAGCAGUUUCACUGUGAGGUUCUCAAGAGGGGUGUACUCUGUGGGCCUUCUGUUUUGAAUGCUUUGAUGAGUUCUUAUGUUGGUUGCGCCUCUUCGCCUUUGGUAGACUCUUGUUUGUUGAUGGCAUCUGCUAGAAAGCUCUUUGAUGAGGCACCUCGUGGUGUGAGGGAUGAACCUUCUUGGACUACCAUCAUUGCUGGCUAUGUCAGGAAUGGUGACCUUGUUGCCGCGCGUGAGCUUCUUGAUGGAAUGACUGAUCACAUUGCCGUUGCUUGGAAUGCCAUGAUUUCUGGCUAUGUGCACAGGGGUUUUUAUGAGUCGGCGUUUGACUUGUUAAGAAAAAUGCAUUCCUUGGGAAUUCAGCUGGAUGAGUACACUUACACCAGUGUAAUUAGUGCUGCUUCUAAUGCUGGGUUGUUCUAUAUUGGAAGACAGGUGCAUGCUUACGUUCUAAGAACAGUGUUGCAGCCAUCACAGCAUUUUGUUUUAUCUGUGAAUAAUGUUUUGAUUACUUUCUACACUAGAUUUGGUAAACUGGCUGAGGCGAAACAAGUUUUUGACAAGAUGCCUGUGAAAGAUCUUGUUUCAUGGAAUGCGAUUUUGUCUGGGUAUGUCAAUGCUCGAUGUAUUGAGGAAGCUAAUUCCAUUUUCGGGGAAAUGCCGGAGAGGAGCCUGUUGACGUGGACUGUGAUGAUAUCAGGCUUAGCACAAAAUGGGUUUGGAGAAGACGGUUUGAAGCUAUUCAACCAGAUAAAGUUAGAGGGAUUGGAACCAUGUGAUUAUGCAUAUGCUGGAGCAAUUGCCUCUUGUUCUGUUCUGGGAUCAUUAGACAAUGGACAACAACUACACUCUCAGAUAAUACGGUUAGGUCAUGAUUCAAGCCUCUCAGUUGGCAACGCACUGAUUACAAUGUAUGCAAGGUGUGGUCUUGUUGAAGCCGCUGAUACAGUGUUUGUCACAAUGCCGUAUGUGGAUUCAGUUUCCUGGAAUGCCAUGAUUGCUGCUCUUGCACAACAUGGGCACGGUGUAAAAGCCAUUCAACUCUAUGAACAGAUGUUGAAGGAGGAUAUAUUACCUGAUCGGAUAACUUUUCUCACAAUUCUCUCUGCUUGUAGCCAUGCAGGUUUGGUCAAAGAGGGACGCCAUUAUUUUGAUACAAUGCGGGCCCAUUAUGGUAUAACCCCAGAAGAGGAUCAUUAUUCUCGUUUGAUUGAUUUGUUAUGUCGUGCUGGUAUGUUCUCGGAAGCAAAGAAUGUCACCGAAUCAAUGCCUUUUGAGCCCAGCGCACCAAUUUGGGAGGCUCUUCUUUCUGGUUGUCGGAUUCAUGGGAACACGGAAUUAGGUAUUCAAGCUGCUGAAAAGCUCUUAAAGCUUAUGCCACAGCAAGAUGGAACCUACAUUAGUCUUUCCAAUAUGUAUGCCACUUUAGGUCAGUGGGAUGAAGUUGCCAGGGUGAGGAAAUUAAUGAGGGAGCGAGGGGUUAAGAAGGAACCUGGGUGUAGUUGGAUUGAGGUUGAAAACAUGGUCCAUGUCUUUUUGGUUGAUGAUGCUGUACACCCUGAGGUGCAUGCUGUGUAUAAAUAUCUGGAGCAUCUGGUACACGAAAUGAAGAAAUUGGGUUAUGUUCCUGAUACAAAGUAUGUAUUGCAUGAUAUGGAAUCUGAACAAAAGGAAAAUGCUUUGUCUACUCAUAGUGAAAAGCUUGCUGUUGUUUACGGAAUUAUGAAAAUUCCUUUAGGAGCUACAAUUCGGGUUUUCAAAAAUUUGAGGAUUUGCGGGGACUGCCAUAGUGCAUUCAAAUUUAUCUCCAAAGUAGUAGAUCGAGAGAUAAUUGUCAGAGAUAGGAAGAGAUUUCACCAUUUUAGAAAUGGCGAAUGUUCUUGCGGCAACUAUUGGUAACAAGAGGUUCUGUUAUUUGAUUAUCAUCAAGUGUUAAUGUUAACAGCACUCCAAUGAAUUUUAGAAUAUAUGAAAUGCAACCUAAAGCCUUUGCAACCGGGAAUUCAGAAUGGAGACUGGUAUCGUAUCAGAAUGCCCCAAAAUGAUCACAAAAGGGUUGAUCACUGGACAAUGCCAUUGGGUCAAAAGGGUAUUUCAUGUUCUUCAGUUUGUUUGUGCACUCUCCAGAAUGAAAAUUUGUCUUAUGCUAAUCUACUCCUCUUGCACGGAGACAAGGGCGUUAGAGAUGACUAUUGAGCCAUAACCAUUAGAAUAGAAGUCAAGAGCAAUAGUAUUAGAAAUGAGUUGAUAACGGUUUAUGAUGUGGCUGUCACAACGGUCAUAUGAUCUAAACUAUCGUCGUUACUACUGUUUCCCUUUAUCAUUUCAUUUCAACUUUAGAAAUUUUGCUUAAGAGUUUGUUCGCUUAAGCAAUUGCUUCAGCCACUGCGUUUCAAUUUAGUGAUGCUGCACGCAAUCUGGGUUACCAUGGCUUUGGCAGGUUAAAAGGAGUAAAUGAGGUGUUGUUCAGUUUAAAUGCUCCAGUAGAUGAACAGUGAUUCCAAAGCUAUUUUGAAAUUGAAGAGGCAAACUCAUGUGCACUCUUAUUGGCUUCGGGUCAGUGCUCAUUAGUGUGUAAGAGAGCUCCAAGCAGAACACUCUCAAGCCUCAACCUUUACAAUCAGAGAAGCUGUAGUUAGGAUACCGCCCGCAUUGCUUGUGCUAAUAAAAAGUGAGACAUGGAUCAUAGAAAUUUCAAUACAUAGAACAAUCUGAGAAACAAAAAUUGAAACAUUAUUUGUAGAGAUGGAGAACUACUCAUACUAUUUUUGGAGAAACAAGAAUGGUGACAUUCUUAGUAGAGAUGGAGAAGAACUUAUAUUAUACUAUUGCCGGUGACUGAAUUAUAAAGCAGCUGGGAACCUUUACAACGGAGAAUCGUCUUCACUGUAUACUAGUGUUUCUUUUUAAGAGUGCUAGAUCACUGGCUUUAAGGUUACACAUUUGGAGGAGUUAUUUUUGUUUAUUUUUAUAUGCUUAAUUUUUUUUGUGCACAGAUUAAA
Molecule: messenger RNA, 3801 nt
Organism: Vigna unguiculata (cowpea)
Lineage: Eukaryota; Viridiplantae; Streptophyta; Magnoliopsida; Fabales; Fabaceae
Product: Pentatricopeptide repeat (PPR) superfamily protein
Biological process (GO): RNA modification
Molecular function (GO): protein binding; RNA binding; zinc ion binding
Source: RefSeq, a predicted model, not a curated record